AUUUAAACAAAUCCUAAUUGAGGGCCACGACUAUCAAGCCUCCAUCGUCUUCUUCAUAUGAAGAGAACCCCGUCGUCUAUCUAUAAUCUAUCUACGCUUCUUGUUUCCGCCAUUUCCUCUCCAUCAGGCCACAGAUUUGUGCCAAUUUGGUUGCUAAUCGCAGUUCUGGAAAACUGAAAUUGAGCUGCGCCACAAGCCCUCGAUCCUCUGUCUCCUAUCGAAGUUUCAGCAGAGUCGACUUCUUUAUUGCUUCGAUUCUCCAACUAUAUGGUAGAGGAGGUUCAGUGAUCUACGUCUUUCAAAUGCUCUCCUAGAAUUGUGAUUAAGUGGCAAGUAAGAUUUUCCGAGGAAAAAUGCAUGGAGUUCGUCAAACAUUAAAUCAGAUGUCCAGGAAGUUGCAUAACCUGGCUAAUGGAGGUCCAAGUGAUACCUUGAAGAGGAAAGUUGCUGAACUAGAGAAAAAGAGAAAGAGAAGACAUCCCAAUAAAGACGACUUAUAUGUGGAUGUUCCUGAAUCAAGAGCCUGGCUUGAUACUGCAACCAUGCCACUGGUACUCACUGCUGUGGGUACGGCCCUAUUUGCGAAGAUCCUGAUGAUGCUAGAUGAGGCAAAUGCCCAGGAACGACUUGAGAAAAAGAUAAAAGAUGCCCCCGAGGGUCAGGGAACUGUCAGGAUGCUCACUCGAGAGGAGUGGGAAAAAAUGCGAGAAGUUCGGCCAAGGACUCCAUUUGAAUCUACAGUAGCUCGUCCAAAUGCAAAAAUACGGACGGGAGAACCUCUUCGCAAGGAAGAUGUUAAGGACUGGAGUUUAGAUGUGUUCACAAAUGCACUCACACGCGCUGAGGAAACUGCUAAACGUGGAUCAGUUUAGGUGUGUGGUGUGCAGUAAGUAUGCUUGUCUCACAUAAAUUCGCAAACUGCUGAGAAGCUGAUGGCCUCACUCUCCGAAGGCCAGAUUUGUUGGUAGCAAUUCUUGACUAGGCUCAUUUCCUUGGACAUUGGCAGUCUUUGCAUGAUAAUGCACUGAGAUGCUCCAGCAAUUAGCAUUACUGCACAGUAUCAAAGUGUGAAUUUUAUUGGUAUUUUGUAGACUUAUUAUUUAUGACCAAUUAAUGAUAUUGGUAACUAUUCAACAUUCCAA
This is a messenger RNA of Salvia hispanica, 1142 nucleotides long. Its product is annotated as cytoplasmic dynein 2 light intermediate chain. NCBI's taxonomy places the organism in Eukaryota, Viridiplantae, Streptophyta, Magnoliopsida, Lamiales, Lamiaceae. The record is from RefSeq and is a predicted model, not a curated record.